GUAACGAUAUCAAUUUGCCAAAGUCUGGUUAUCUUGUAUGCAUACUAACAGCGGAAGGGCUGUACCAGUACGCGGAGUGAUACAUAAGACAGAAAAAAAGGAACCGGCAUAUACAAGGGUGUGGGAGACACUAGUUCUGAUCUCGUGGAGUUGAAACAUCCGAUAGUUAUUAUUGACUAUAAACCUUUGUUAGAAAUUUAGUAUUUAAUAAUGUCUUGGCAAAAUUAUGUUGACGAUGAGAUUUGCUCUAAAAUUCCAUGUAAAGCAGUGGCAAUUGCCGGGCAUGAUGGCAGAAUAUGGGCAAAGUUUGAAAAAGACCCGGCCUUCCAAAUAACGCAAGCAGAAUUAAAAUUAAUUUGUGACCAAAUGAACUCAAGUCCUGAGACAUUCCAUGGAUCAGGGAUACAUGUUGGAGGACAAAGGUACAUAUGUUUGACUUCUGAAAGCAAUCUUUUGAGAGGAAGAAAAGGUGGCACACCAUUGUGUAUUGUGAAGACAUUACAAGCUGUUAUUGUAGCAGCUGCUGAAGAUGGUAGUAUAGCUGGUCAGCUGAAUAUUGUUGUUGAAAAACUAGGGGAGUACCUGACAAAUUCAGGUUAUUAGGUAUGAGCUUGACUGAAACAAGUUGGAUCUACCACUUCUGAACGAUAAUUUUAGAAGGAGCUUUAAAAGAAAAUUGAUUUCUGCUUCACCAUUCAGUUCCAUAGAAUCUUGUAAACUAUUUUUAUAUAUAUUUUUUUUUCUAUAUUUUUCCAGAUUUAUCUUUCUGAACCCAGUUUUUUCAUUAUUAUUCAAUGUUGAAUUGUUGCUUAACUGUCACUGCUUUUAAUUAAAACUAUAUAAAUGUAAAUUCUAAUAUGAUGCAUUAAGAGAAGGAAGCUAGUCACGAUAUUGGUAAAAUGAAGUGAUGGAGACCUACAAUUGAUAUUCAAACCAUGGAUAAUUUUUGAGAGUAUUUUACACUGAAAUGGUCUUUUGGUAAUGUUUGCAAGUGAAAAACUAAAACAAAUUUAACUUAAUUUUUGUAUCUCUUGCUCUUGUAUUUUGCUUUCACUUUAUUUACUGAAUCUGGAAGUGACUUUUUAACUGUUGAUAUUAACAUAUAACAAUGAGCUAGAAAUAAAUCCUUGCAUAAGAUCUAGUAUCUAGACCUUUAACAAAAAGGCUUAAAGUAUGACAAACUUGCUCUUCCUUAAAUUUGUAAGAUAAAUCAAAAGAGGACUUGUACUAGAAGAAACUGGGAUGCUCAAAGUAUUAAAUUUUUAAUUGCAGUUUAGUUUGUUUGUUGUUAAAUCUAACGUUAUCUUGCAGUGCGUGAAUUUUUUUUUUAAAUGUGCAUAAUCUUGAGCUGUGCCAAUGGUUAACUUCACAAAGUUUUUGUAUUCUGUCUGCUGGGUCAGUAAUUAAAUCAUUCCAAUUAGUUCA
This is a messenger RNA of Limulus polyphemus (Atlantic horseshoe crab), 1425 nucleotides long. RefSeq names its product profilin-like. The coding region runs from base 211 to 603 and encodes 130 amino acids. The record is from RefSeq and is a predicted model, not a curated record. Gene Ontology annotation, molecular function: actin monomer binding. NCBI's taxonomy places the organism in Eukaryota, Metazoa, Arthropoda, Merostomata, Xiphosura, Limulidae. The transcript is spliced from 4 exons. Gene Ontology annotation, cellular component: cell cortex.